CGCGCAGGAGUGGGGGCCGUCAUUCCUGUGCGACUCGCCGCUCCGUGAAGUUAUCGCUAGUUCUGUGCAGUGCAGUUUGUUAGUUCGCGAUGAAGUCAGUCAGCCCGACCCCAGUGUGUCCUAGUGGAGUGCAAUCCGGGAGGAUCCACCGGCCCAGGAGAGACAUCGAGAACGAGGAGAUCCAGAUGUACCUGUCGAAGCUGAAGGAUCUGGUACCCUUCAUGCCCAAGAACAGGAGGUUGUCCAAGCUCGAGGUUAUCCAGUACGUGAUCGACUACAUCUGCGAACUCCAGUACGCCCUAGACACCCACCCCACAGUGAACUCGGCGGUGGUGCAGGCUUCGGCAGCAGCCCUCAUGAGGCAAGCGUCUCCAGUGCAAGGCGCCGCCCCUCAGACCUCCCCGAGACAACCCUUAGGCGUGCUGGCCCCCAACACCAUCCUCAGCGCCGCCCCCGCCCCCGCCUGCCCGUCGCCCGACACCGUCUCCACGACGCCCGCCCACCUCCUGGAGAAGGUUUCAAGUCCCACGGAUACCAGAACCGUCUCCUGCUAGGCCACCAGCCUCACCCUCUCUCACCCCGCCCCCGCCCAAUGGAGGCAGACUGUUCAGUUCCUACCUUCCCGACGCUGCUGAAGUCCAACGUUUAGUUAGUUUUAUAAGUCAAGAAAAGAAGAUUGAUUUCGCUUUGCUGAACAAACU
Homalodisca vitripennis (glassy-winged sharpshooter) is the source of this 701-nucleotide messenger RNA. RefSeq names its product protein extra-macrochaetae (gene emc). The transcript has 2 exons. NCBI's taxonomy places the organism in Eukaryota, Metazoa, Arthropoda, Insecta, Hemiptera, Cicadellidae. Gene Ontology annotation, biological process: cell differentiation; negative regulation of transcription by RNA polymerase II; circadian regulation of gene expression. Gene Ontology annotation, molecular function: transcription regulator activity; protein dimerization activity. The coding region runs from base 90 to 554 and encodes 154 amino acids. The record is from RefSeq and is a predicted model, not a curated record. Gene Ontology annotation, cellular component: cytoplasm; nucleus.